CCUUAAGCCCCGCCCCCACCAACAUGCAUUGUUGUUCCCCGACAUCCAAGAUGGCGACCGGACCCGCGUAAAAUCGCUAAAUUCACAGAGGUCAUUGUCUGGUCUGAAUGCGGUCCGUAGAAUCGAGGAGCUCUGAAACCACUUUGAGGAGGAGAGAGGACAGACCAUGGCUUUUGAGGAGAUCAUCAGUAAAGGAGGAAUGGACGUGGGCAUGGAGGGGGAUCGGGGCCUGGUGGCUGGCCGCAGCCAGCGGGAGAAGAGGAGGUCCUACAAAGACCUCCUGAGGGAGGAGGAGGAGAUGGCAGCGCAGGUCCGAAAGACCUCCAAGAAACGACCAAAGGUUCCUCAUCCCACCCCUCCAUCUCGCAGGGACUCUGAGCUGUUCCUGCUGGGAGGAGACGGCCACAAGAAGAAGAAGAAGCAAAGUGACGACUUCUAUUACCGAGACCACGACGGCACUGGCCAGCCCGCACACAAGAAGAAGCGCAAGUCGUCGGACCGCUCACCGCAGCUCUCCUCGCUGCCCCCCCCCUCCUCCCUCUCCUCCUCCUCCUCCAACGCCACCGACACGGCCAUGGGCCUCCUGCAGGCCAUCACCUCCCCCCUGGCCACGGGCACGGCGCCCAGCCCCCACAUGAACAAGAAGCCCUCCUACCCCUCCCUCUCCUCCAAGGACCGCAAGCACGGCUCCACCAGCGGGGGCGGGAACAGCAAAGGAGGCCACUCCUCCCACUCGCGGCCCGCCUCCUCCUCCUCGUCCUCCUCCAAGAAGCACUCCUCCUCCUCCUCCAAGUCGUCCCUGUUCCACGGCGGCAGUGGGAAGGAGGAGCCGCUGGCGCUGCGCGAGGCGGACGGCCUGAAGAUGAAGCUCCUGGUGUCCCCGGAGCGCGACGGCUUCCCGGCCCCGGGGCCGCCCCCGCCGCCGCACGGCGCCAAGGGCCCCAGCCGCAAGGAGAAGGAGCGCGGGGAGCGCGGCGGGGCCCCCGGGAAGACAAAGAAGAAGGCGUCGGCGCGGGAGCCACUGCCCAUCGUGGGGAAGGAGGUCGAGGUGGAGGGUCACUACGGUGGGGGUAUGGGCGACGACAGCUCGUCGUCGGGGGGAGAGUUGGAGGCCGGGGAGUUGGUCAUCGACGACUCAUACACACACCUCUCCAAGAAGAAGAGCAAGAAGAGCAAGAAGUCCAAGAAGAGGAAGGACAAGGACAAGGACAAGGAGCGCGACAAGGAGAAGAGCGGCAAGGAGCGCAAGCACAGCAAGACGUCGGCAUCGGACGUGUCCAGGGGCCACGGCCACGGGCACCCCACGGUGAGCCACAGCGCGGUGGGGCCCAUGUAUGCCAUGAACGCCCCCCUGCCCCCCCAUCCGCACCACCCCCACCAUCAGCCCCCCGGGGAGGCCCCCCCGGACAAGAAGAAGAAGGAGAAGGAGAAGCACGGCAAGGACAAGGACAAGGUACCAAAGAAGAAGAACACGACAGCCUAUCAGGUGUUCUGUAAGGAGUACCGCGUCAACAUCAACGCGGAGCAGCCCGGCCUCGUGUUCGGGGAGCUCAGCAAGAGGCUAGCAGAGGUGUGGAAGGCCAUGCCUGAGAAAGACAAGCUGGUAUGGAGACAGAAGGCUCAGUACCUUCAGCACAAGCAGAACAAGGCAGAGGCCACCACGGUGAAGCGCAGCACCUCCACCGACACCAAGAGCAAAGGGGCCCUGAAGAGUGUGGGCGGGGCCACGGGCCUGGGGUCCCCCUCCAGGGGCUCCGCCGCCGGCCUGUCGCUGUCCCCCGCCCGCAUCCCGGAGGUGGACCCCAUCGACGCCGCCGCACACCUUCAGCUGCUCGGGGAGUCGCUGUCCCUGAUUGGACACCGGCUACAGGAAACCGAGGGCAUGGUGGCGGUCUCGGGUAGCCUGUCGGUCCUCCUGGACUCCAUCCUGUGUGCCCUGGGGCCCCUGACCUGUCUCACCGCUCAGAUCCCUCAGCUCAACGGCUGUCCUCGGAACGUCCUGUCCAACACGCUGGACAACGUGGCCUACAUCAUGCCCGGCCUGUGAGGGCACCCCCACUAGCUUCAGUUGUCGGUCAAGACGAAGCUAGCUA
Gadus chalcogrammus (walleye pollock) is the source of this 2093-nucleotide messenger RNA. RefSeq names its product HMG box domain containing 4a (gene hmgxb4a). The record is from RefSeq and is a predicted model, not a curated record. The transcript is spliced from 12 exons. Lineage: Eukaryota; Metazoa; Chordata; Actinopteri; Gadiformes; Gadidae. The coding region runs from base 167 to 2047 and encodes 626 amino acids.